GGGGCCACGGCGGCCGCCGGGAGAGCCCGCAAGGCGCGAGAGAGCGGCGGGGCCGGCGCGGGGAGAGCGGAGCGGAGCCGGCAGCGCGGGGCCGGCUGGCUGCGGAUGCGGCGCGGAGCCACCGGAGCAGCGCCCUGCGAGUUCUCCCGGAUCCUCGGCUCCGGCUCCUCCUGACAGGACCCCAUGACCUUCCCUGACAGCCCCUCACCAUGAGUGAGGACUCAUGCCGCACCCGCAGCCAGAAGCGCGCCCUGGAGCGGGACUCGGAGCCUGACAAUAAAAAACUCAGGAUGGACAAAGGAAUUCUGGGAUCCGAGCUCAGCUCCGAGGGGGACAUGAAGAUCAAAGCCGAUCCCGGAGCUGCGAAAAUCCCGGGAAUGCUGAAAAGUGGGGAAGUCAAAGCCACCAUCAAAGUGGAGCUGCCGGCAGCAGGGGAUGAGCCCGUGGACAUGAGCACAUCCAAAGGGGAUUGCCGGCGGGAGCGGCGCGUUCCCUCCCCGGACGUGAUCGUGCUGUCGGACAACGAGCCCUCGAGCCCCCGCGUCAACGGGCUGGCCCGGCUGGCCCUGCCCGAGCCCGGCGCCGAGGCCCUGCUGCGGAGCCCGGAGCAGCGGGAGCGCCUGAUCAAGCAGCUGCAGGAGGAGCUGAGGCUGGAGGAGGCCAAGCUGGUGCUGCUCAAGAAGCUCCGGCAGAGCCAGAGCCAGAAGGAGACGCCGGCGCCCAAGCUUUCCUCGGGCCCCUCUGGAAGCGCUGCGGCCACACCCCCGCCCUUGGUGCGGGGCCCUCAGGCUGUUCCCGCUGGGAAAACUUCCCUCCAGCCCUCCUCCAGCCGCAUUCCGGGCACCGGGAUCCCGCCCCCGCUGCUCCGGGGGGGCCAAGCGGCCGCCUCCAAGCAGAGCCCCCAGAUCGUGAUGCCCCCCCUGGUCCGAGGGGCCCAGCAAAUCCACACCAUCCGGCAGCACUCGAGCACGGGCCCGCCCCCGCUGCUGCUGGCGCCGCGCGCCUCGGUGCCCUCGGUGCAGAUCCAGGGCCAGCGCAUCAUCCAGCAGGGCCUGAUCCGCGUGGCCAACGUGCCCAACGCCAGCCUGCUGGUCAACAUCCCCCAGGCGUCCCCCACGUCGCUGAAGGGCGCGGCGGUGCCCGCGGGCCAGGCGGGCGCGGCGCCGGCGGGCGGCACGGCGCUGGGGGGCACGGGCGAGGCCCCGGGCAGCCGGCAGGCCGCGGCCAAGCUGGCGCUGCGCAAGCAGCUGGAGAAGACCCUGCUGGAGAUCCCCCCGCCCAAACCGCCCGCGCCCGAGAUGAACUUCCUGCCCAGCGCCGCCAACAACGAGUUCAUCUACCUGGUGGGGCUGGAGGAGGUGGUGCAGAACCUGCUGGAGAGCCAAGGGAAGGUGGCGGUGGCCGUGUCCUGCCGGGAGCCCUACCUGUGUGCCCAGUGCCACACGGACUUCACGUGCCGCUGGCGGGAGGAGAAGAACGGCACCAUCAUGUGCGAGACCUGCAUGGCCUCCAACCAGAAGAAGGCCCUGAAGGCCGAGCACACGAACCGGCUCAAGGCCGCCUUUGUCAAGGCCCUGCAGCAGGAGCAGGAGAUCGAGCAGAGGAUCCUGCAGCAAACGGCCCCACCCGGGCAGCCCAAGGCCGAGCCCGUGGGGCAGCACCACGCGCUCAAGCAGAGCUCCGGCCAGAUGUCCCGGGGUGCUUCCCGAGGGGUCCUGCACACCUUCAGCUCCUCGCCCAAGCUGCAGAGCUCCUCGGCCAGCGCCGCGCUGGGCAGCCGGCCCGGCAAGCACGCCGAGAGAUCCGGCAGCAAGGGCGGCGCCGCCUGGAAGAAAAACCCCAUCAGCACAGGUGGGGCCCUGCCCUUCGUCAGCCCCGCGCUGGCCGUGCACAAGUCGGCCUCGGCCGUGGAGCGGCAGCGCGAGUAUCUCCUGGACAUGAUCCCGCCCCGCUCCAUCCCACAGUCGGCCACGUGGAAAUAAUCCCCGAGGGAGAACUUUUCCAGGCUCUGCCAUCCUUUCUUUUCUACCACAAUUCCGUGGAAUCUGCUUUAAUCCCAGCUGGAUAACGCCCCGAGGCUUUCUAGGAUGCAGCACCACCACUCCUCAUCCGUCCCUGCCGGGAGAAGUGACCGCGCCGGGGUGGCCGAGGCCCGGCUCCGUGGGCUCCCAGAUUUUUCAUGGAAGCUGGCAGGGAAAGGGGGAAGAAUUCCUUAAUUUUUUUUUUUUGUUGGCUUUUUCCGUAUUUAGUUUUGGAAUUUUUUUGGCACCAGCACAAAAAAACAAACCCAAAAGGACUCAGCGACUCCUCUCUGCCUUUGCCGACACUGAACUUUUUUUGCCGGGAACGCUCCAGAAUUCUGGAAUUUUGGGGCACGGAGAGAGGAAUUCCAGCCCCAUCCUGCGUUUAGUGAGCCGAGUUCAUGGCUGCUCCUUUUCCCUGCUCCUCCUCCAGCCGGGAAAGCAGGCGGCACAUCCCGAGAUUCCCAAAAUCCCAACGACCCCUGAAGAAGAAGAAGAAGAAGAAG
Messenger RNA from Passer domesticus (house sparrow), 2527 nucleotides. RefSeq names its product GATA zinc finger domain containing 2A (gene GATAD2A). The transcript has 12 exons. The record is from RefSeq and is a predicted model, not a curated record. Gene Ontology annotation, biological process: negative regulation of transcription by RNA polymerase II. Gene Ontology annotation, cellular component: NuRD complex. Gene Ontology annotation, molecular function: sequence-specific DNA binding. Lineage: Eukaryota; Metazoa; Chordata; Aves; Passeriformes; Passeridae. The coding region runs from base 210 to 1982 and encodes 590 amino acids.